This is a messenger RNA of Sclerotinia sclerotiorum 1980 UF-70, 108 nucleotides long. RefSeq lists its product with no specific name. The transcript is spliced from 2 exons. Bases 1 to 108 code for a protein of 35 amino acids. NCBI's taxonomy places the organism in Eukaryota, Fungi, Ascomycota, Leotiomycetes, Helotiales, Sclerotiniaceae. The record is from RefSeq and is a predicted model, not a curated record.
AUGCUAGAGAAUCUUAUGAAGGAUGCAGGAGUUAGAACCUCUGAACUCAAGAUUGGUCUAGAACAAAAAUUACACAAUGUCUUCUACGCGCCUAAUAGCUGCAAAUGA